AUGCUAAAGAAUAGCACGAAUAACACUACCAACACACAAAUACUACAGGCAACCAGUGACACGAGCACACCGACAAACCGCACAAACAAACACACUCCUACAAUAUCAACUCCGACACCGACACCAACACCAACAACUGCAACUGCUUCGCCAAAGGUCAUUCAUACCCGCACUUGCUUGGCAGCGGCGUCUCUGGACACUUCACCACAUUGCACAUCCGUAACUAUGGUUGGUCUUACCACACCUGUGACAACUGGAGCCACGGGAGCAGCAGGAGCAAAUACCACACAACCAACCCAACUAUCAACAAUACCAGCAACAGGUACAACACAGGCAACGAGUACAACAACAACAGUAACAGUAACAACACCGGUAACAACACCGGUAACAGCGCCAAAUGCACUGGCAAGCAUAUCACCCGCCCACACAGUCAAUACCACCCACGGGUCAAACUCACAACAAGUCACCCUUGUAUCGAAUGCGCUAGGGAAUGUGUUCGCUCCGACCGGAACCACCUGUGACAAAUACGAGGCGACAACCACAGCAGCAGAAGAAGACGAGAGAUUCGAGUAUGUCGAGAGAGCUGCUGCGAUUGAGAAUGGACGUGCUAACGCGCACGCCAAUGGUCUUAAUCACAAUCAGAACACCCACCAUAACAGCCUCAAUCAAGGCUAUCAUCAUGCCCAGCCACCACUAACACAGCGCUUCUCUUACGCGCCACUACCUGCCGUCGCCUCGUCACCCCCAUCAAACAUGCACCAUCACUAUCAAACCCCCGUGUUGACCAUAUCAGAUCUACUUGCCUCUAGUGCGCGCACCGAUGAAAUUCUCGGUGCGUUGACCGUGGAUCAUGGUAGUGGGGGAAGCAACAAGGUUUACCACCAUGUUGAUUUGACGGCGAAAAACAUGUUGGCGAAAGCUGGAAUGGCGGGCAAUGAUGGUGCAAGAAGAGAACAGAUCACUGAUAAAAGAAACGAAAGGUGGAGGGAUAGCAUGACAAUAGCCGGAAAACCCCAUUCUGGCUCAAAACCUAACCACGCUCUGCCCGCAACAGAUCCCAAAGUCGAAGAACAUGAUGGAAUUCACUAUGUCGUAUUUACGUAUUCCGUCAAAGGACAAAACGAAAACUACAAAGUAAGAAUAGAUAUAGACAAAGUAGAAAUGAGCGAGAUAGACGAGGCAUUCAAGAGAGACAAUUGUUUAUAUCUAAGAGCCAACUGUACAGAAGAUCAGUAUAAGGGGAAUAGAUGGACUUAUGAACGAGAAUGUAAUGAGUUGGGAUGGAAGUUGGCAUGGUUGAAUAAAAGUGUGAUUGACGGUAAGCGAGGUCUACUUCAACGUGCAGUAGAUUCGUACCGUAAUCGUAGCCCUACGAUGCGUUCGCGACGUGUUGUGCGUAAUGAGAAACUUCUGAAUGGCACGUUACGAAAACGAACCACACGAGAUGUGCCAUCGCCGACGUCACCUUAUGAUUUGGUAUCAGUCUCCAACAGUAUGACCAGCCCUGUUGCAUCCUCGGCGAAUGCCUUUGCGCACGAGACGUCGUAUGAUCCAUCAUACGUUUCGUCGUCAAAGCGUCAAAAGUCGUAUGGAAAAUCGUUCACGUUUGAGACUGUUACUGAUGGUGUUGUUAGCAGAAUCAAGCUCCGUGCUGAUGUUGACAGUGUGGAUUCGAGGCAUCUUUCAGAACAGUUCAAGAGAACCAAUUGUGUCUAUCCAAGAGCGUUUGUGACAAAGGAUGAGUAUCAGGGAAACAGGUGGGAACUGGAAACUUGGUGUAAUGAAAUUGGAUGGAAGUUGGCUCACUUGAAUCAAGCAAAAUUAUCUGGCAAGAUAAUUUUGCUUCAAAAGGCUCUUGAUGCUUAUCGAUCCAAGUUCGCCUCAGAAUAUCGUCCUCGUCGCGGAAGAUAUUCGCACACGUUAACAGCGCGAUUCUUUGAGAAUCAUCCGCGUACAGAUGGAAUGGAUGAUAUUGGGGUGGAUGGAGAGAUGACUGGAGCCGGGGUGGAUAAUGUGGAUGUGGUGAACGGCGUUGAGAAUGAACAGAACGUUGAGACGCAUGGGCAGGAAAUGGAAGUGGAUAGUGGGAGUGGGAACACGGACUAA
This is a messenger RNA of Paraglomus occultum, 2106 nucleotides long. The record is from the annotation of a GenBank genome assembly. NCBI's taxonomy places the organism in Eukaryota, Fungi, Glomeromycota, Glomeromycetes, Paraglomerales, Paraglomeraceae.